AUGGGCUGGAAGCAAGGAGAUGCCAUCGGAGACACCAUGGCGACCAUCCAGCCUGUGAUCAAGAUAAAACCGAAAGACCUGUCAAACGGAGGCUAUGGAUUUGUUGAGUUUGAUGAUAUCCGAGACGCCGAGGAUGCCCUGCGUGACGGUCGCUUUCAAAUUGACGGCCACCCAAUAGUUGUUGAAUGGGCAAAGGGUAGUGGUCGUCGCUCCAAUUCUGAUGAGUGUUUCCGCUGCGGAAGAACAGGGCACUGGGCGAGAGACUGUCCGUCUGGCGGUCGUGGCUCUUCGCCGUCACGAUCUUCGCGUUCUUCCAGAUACAGAUCCCGCUCGCGUGAAAGAAGAAGAUAUAGCCGCUCCCCCUCUCGCUCCUCUUCAAGAUCACCACCAAGAUCUUCACGCCGCAGCAGCCGCUAUCGCUCUAGAUCCCGCUCACUAAGCCGCCCUCGCUACCAUCGUAGUGAGCGCCGUUACCAUUCUCGCUCGAGAUCGGUCAGUCGUCAUCGUCAUGAUUCCAGAUCAGCCUCUCCUAGGGGAGGCUCGCCAGCUCGCUCGCCACAAAGAGAACCUGUGGAUCGAUCUCGCUCGAGAAGCCUCUCCCCAAGAGGAAGAUCCAGAGACCGCUCGCCAAUCCCCGAGCGCUCCCAAUCCCCACGAGAUGACCAGUUGUAA
Molecule: messenger RNA, 672 nt
Organism: Mitosporidium daphniae
Lineage: Eukaryota; Fungi; Microsporidia
Exons: 2
Coding region: 1-672 (223 amino acids)
Molecular function (GO): zinc ion binding; RNA binding
Source: RefSeq, a predicted model, not a curated record